This is a messenger RNA of Carassius gibelio (silver crucian carp), 3702 nucleotides long. Its product is annotated as oxysterol-binding protein-related protein 2. Gene Ontology annotation, cellular component: intracellular membrane-bounded organelle; membrane; cytosol. The transcript has 13 exons. Gene Ontology annotation, molecular function: cholesterol binding. The coding region runs from base 647 to 2143 and encodes 498 amino acids. The record is from RefSeq and is a predicted model, not a curated record. NCBI's taxonomy places the organism in Eukaryota, Metazoa, Chordata, Actinopteri, Cypriniformes, Cyprinidae.
CCUAAUAUUGCAGCUUGGCUGGUUGACGUAAGAAGUGCAGCAGUGAAGUACUGAUUGAUUUCUCUUUGCUUCUCAGUUUUCACAUUACUUAAAGACUUCAGAGUUGUCCUGGGGCUGUAAUAAAACUGCUAAUUGCUCUCCAGUAAUUUGUGCUCUGGGAAUUCUUUGAGCAUUAAUAGCAGAACAGCCCGGGAAAGACAUUCAGCAAGCUUUCUUUAAUUAACUUGCAUUAUCUACAUAGUUGUGUAGCUGGCUAAUAGACUUUAACCAUGCUUGAAGCCUUCCCUCCGGUCUGGUCUAGACUGAGAUAAGGCUGUCCCGUAUGUGUCACAGUAAAGGUCUGUUUGUCAGGUUACACGCUUUGGAAGUACUAGCCAGUCUAAAGUUCAGUUCUAAAUCAAAUGUGUUCCUGCGUACAAGCCCGUGGGAGGAGACCCACACUGGCUCCACCUCUCGUUCCAAGAGUGGCCGGCUAGUUUCAGUCAAACAUGACGGAUGAAUGGGUGCUGAAAUUCAGACUCUAAGAUCAUUGGAGGAACAGGUGUCUCUGUUUUGGACGUGGUUGUUUUAACAGGUCUCUAGAGACAAGAAAAGGCAAAGAGAGACCAUGUUUUAGAGACCCCGUGUUGGCAGCCCAUUCUCUACAAUGAACAAUGAAGAUGAGUUCUAUGAUGCCGUCACAGGCUUGGAUUCAGACGAGUCGUGUGAAGGCACAUCAGAGGCCAGUUUUAAAGAUGCUGUAGUGUAUGUCGGCGCUCAGAAGAACAAUGGAGCGGUUCCUCAGGAGAACGGAAUUAAGAAGCACAGGUCGUCUCUUCCCGCCCCCAUGUUCUCCAGGAGUGAUUUUAGCGUAUGGAGCAUUCUCAAGAAAUGUAUUGGACUGGAGCUGUCCAAGAUCACCAUGCCCAUUGUGUUCAAUGAGCCCCUGAGCUUUCUACAGAGAAUCUCCGAGUAUAUGGAGCACACAUACCUCAUCCAGAAAGCCUGCUCCCAGUCCGACUCUAUAGAGAGGAUGCAGACGGUAGCUGCCUUCGCUGUGUCUGCAGUAGCAUCUCAGUGGGAUAGAACUGGAAAACCUUUCAACCCGCUUUUAGGCGAAACCUAUGAACUCACACGAGAGGAUCAGGGUUUCCGACUGAUCUCGGAGCAGGUGAGUCACCAUCCUCCAGUCAGUGCGUUUCACACUGAGAGUCUGACGGGAGACUUCGUGUUCCACGGCUCCAUCUACCCCAAACUCAAGUUCUGGGGCAAAAGUGUGGAGGCGGAGCCUAAAGGGACCAUCACGCUAGAGCUUCACAAGCAUAAAGAGGCGUACACAUGGACGAACCCUUUCUGCUGUGUACACAAUAUAAUUCUUGGUAAACUGUGGAUUGAACAGUAUGGCACCGUAGAAAUCGUCAACCACAGUACUGGAGAGAAGUGUGUGCUGAACUUUAAACCCUGCGGGAUGUUUGGAAAGGAGCUGCACAGAGUUGAAGGUUACAUCCAGGACAAGAGUAAGAAGAAGUGCUGUGUGAUCUAUGGGAAAUGGACCGAGUGUAUGUGGAGCGUCGACCCGCAGGUGUACGAGGCCCAUCGGAAGCUCGACAAGAGAGGAACGACGGACACUAGAAAACAGAAACAGGAGGAGCCAGAAGCCGUCAACGAGGAUGCGGAUGAAAUGCCUGAAGUACAGGAGACUGUGGCAGUGAUUCCUGGUAGCACAUUAUUAUGGAGAAUAUCAUCGAGACCGCCGCAUUCAGCAGAGAUGUAUAACUUCACUAAUUUUGCCUUGACGCUGAAUGAGCUGGAGCCUGGCAUGGAAGGAGUGCUGGCACCAACAGACUGCCGCCUGCGGCCUGACAUCAGAGCCAUGGAGAACGGCAAUAUUGAUGAAGCCAGCAGAGAAAAGGAGAGACUGGAAGAGAAGCAGAGAGCAGCUCGAAAAGAGCGGGCCAAAGAUGCUGAUGAGUGGUCGACUAGGUUAGUGUGUGUGUGUGUGUGUAGGUGUGUGUGUGCUUUUGUUUAUGCAGUAUUUUUAACCUCUCCUACUGUGUUUAGGUGGUUUCAGUUAGGCACAAAUCCAUAUACAGGAUCACAGGACUGGCUGUACACUGGCGGCUACUUUGAGAGGAAAUACACAGACUGUCCUGAUAUCUACUGAUGAGGAGGCGCAAGUUCAAAGGGCAGAAGUUUUGUCACUUCCUCCCUCCCUCUCUCUCUCCCUCUCUCCAUCUUCACAAACCCUCUACACGAUGCACCACAUCGCGUCCAAACCGAAAACGAUAGCACUUAUGCUUACAUUAAUAUUGAGCUGCCUCCAUUUCCAGCACUUGUUUAUGAUUGUGCUUUUGUCCUUUGGAAGCAUCUCCUUUCACUUCCCAUCAGCCCUUUGGGUUUUCUCAAUGGAGGAAAGGAUCAAAACAGCAGCAGGAGACCCAAUCUGAUUUUUUUCUGCCUUUGAACGUACAAACCCCUCAGCAGAGCUCCAGUUUGUUCAGUGUCAGUGAUGCUGGAGCUUGAUAAAGAUGUAGAUAUGUAACCAAUAAAAUGUGACACUGAAGUGCUCUGGCCGUUUUCCAUGUACAGUAGGCGUUUAACAUAUAAAAAUCUAAUUCCAGAUGUUUGAGCGUGAAGUUGAUCAAGCGUUAAUUAAAUAACAACAGAAUGUCAUAAUGUUUAGUGAAUGGUGAUGAAUGUUAAUAAUGAACUGCGGUUGCGUGUAGAUGUGUGUGCGCUUGUGGCAGUUAAUGUAAAAAGCCAUAGAUUUUGUUUUAAUUGGCACAAUAUUUUGUCUUUUGGAUUUUCAGAUUAAGCUUUACGUAAAAUAGCCUUAUCGUGCAUUUUAAAAAUGGCCUCAGAGAUGUUUUUCUUUUUCCUUUCACCUCGUGGCUUCCGCAGAGACUCAUUGGAUGUAAAAUAGGCUGAUUGUACCGACAUUAAUCUGUUGUUUAAUAAGGCUUUGUUGACAUACUGUAAAUGCACAUUUUCGUAUUGGUGUCAUACUAAAUUGUUCCUCAUGCACUUGUCACUGAAUUUGCUUUAUGAAAAGUAGGUUGUCUUGGGUUGUUUUAUCCAUCAGCAUUUGCAUCUGUUAUCACCGUUCUCAAACAUAGACAUGUACACUGUGUAUUUGAGAAACUGACACAAUCUAUGCAACCCAUCGGACUGCUCGAACCCCACAGAAUAAUGAACGUACAGAAUGGCAGCUUAUGUAAGUGUAAAUGUUUGAGAGAAUAUUUCCUGCCUGUAGAUGCCAUGAAAAGUAUUGUAAACCUACUCAUAUACUCAUUCAUCAUAAGUGAUUAUUUUCAUAUAGAGAUGAUCUGAAGUGUGCAGGUCAAAUGAGUGUGAACACACACCCGUGCAACCAUUGUUGCUCUUCUCAAGUACACAAACGUCUUUUGUUUCCCACAGUGCCUGACUUUGAACACAUCUGUGAGUCACUAGUACUUCAUCUUGAGCUGUUUGUUUGGCACUUAAAGGUGUUUUAAGAGUUGUUUGAUAUGUUAGACAUUUUAUUUAAUUUCCUAACCAUUGUUCCCUUCGUCUGAGUACUAAACGUCAACAAUGUCAAAAUAUAUUCGAUACAAGCAUCACAUUCAGUACACUACUUGUUUUGCAUCCUGUAUUGUAUCUGUUCCUUCAUUAAAUGUACAUUUGAUUAUUUGAAAGAUAGCGUUAUAAAACUAAUAUUCCACAAUUAAACUAGAUUUUAUUUAA